Messenger RNA from Drosophila eugracilis, 799 nucleotides. RefSeq lists its product as uncharacterized. The record is from RefSeq and is a predicted model, not a curated record. The transcript has 2 exons. Bases 51 to 710 code for a protein of 219 amino acids. NCBI's taxonomy places the organism in Eukaryota, Metazoa, Arthropoda, Insecta, Diptera, Drosophilidae.
GGCUGUUUCAGUUGGAUUUCUACGCGAUUACGCGAAAGAUCGUCUACAAGAUGAAGUCGUUCGGGAAUUUGACCUUUGGCCUUUUCAUCAUCCUCAUCGCCUGUAUUAGUGCAGGUGUCGAAGGUCGUCGCCUAGCUCUUCGCCCUUUGACCGGAAGGGAACUUCGGAGGGCUCUGAGGGAAUCCGGAAUAGGUGACGAUUCUGAAGCUGGAAAAUCGCUAGCCUCAGCCCUGUCAGGACUCAGUGGAUUUGCCCUUGGUAUUACAAAAGGAAUUGGCGGCUCGAUUCUGUUUGAUGUGGUCACCUCGAAUGUGACGAUUGAUUACCUCACCAGUCUGCUGAACUCCACCGCCUCCUCAACCACUUCGAGCAGCAGUGGAACCGCCCAGGAGAUCUGCUUCAAUAGUCGCAGUGUCGACGGCGAGAUCAUUAAGGGAAGGAGCAAUGACAAUUACGAAAUCGAUGAUGGGGCAGAGCCAUCUGGCGAGUGGAGGCAGACCACUUCUACUACGACUCCUACUACUACUACUACUACUGCUAGCAGUGGUUCUAGUUCCAGCAAUGGAGUAACCUGCAUAGUCCUGAGCUCAAAGGGAUCUCGUCGCCGACGUCAGUUGCAGAUUCGAGCGGGAACCUUAAGAUCUGCCAACCCAAAACGCCGUAGAUCCCAUCGCCAGACUUUGAAAAAGUACCGCAGGCAUAGGGUUUAAUAAGGAAAACUUGGCCCUUACUUUAAGAUAACUUAACUUUAACAUAUUUAUUGACUUCGAUUAGUUUAUUAAAUUUUAAUUGUUCCGCA